This is a messenger RNA of Salpingoeca rosetta, 303 nucleotides long. RefSeq lists its product as uncharacterized. The transcript has 2 exons. NCBI's taxonomy places the organism in Eukaryota, Choanoflagellata, Craspedida, Salpingoecidae. The record is from RefSeq and is a predicted model, not a curated record. Bases 1 to 303 code for a protein of 100 amino acids.
AUGAGGAAGGCAGCCAUCGCAGGGUUGGCUGGGAUCAGCGCGAUUGUGCUGCUGACAGUGAUGUCGUUUAUGCGACACAGUGCACACAUACCUCAACCAGAUAUGGCGAUGGAAAGGCGGUUGCAGGAGGUGGACAAAGCCGGGGGAGACACCUCCAACACAGCUGAGCAUGCUCAGGACGGCGUCACUGCAUGCGAGACGCCAACGCUUUCUUCCUUCCUGGUGCCCAAUGCGCAGGAGUAUGCCAACUUCAAAGCGAAACCUGCAGCGCCAAAAAAGCAGCACAUCCUCGUCACGGUGUGA